This is a messenger RNA of Plasmodium gonderi, 192 nucleotides long. RefSeq names its product conserved Plasmodium protein, unknown function. The transcript has a single exon. Lineage: Eukaryota; Apicomplexa; Aconoidasida; Haemosporida; Plasmodiidae. The record is from RefSeq and is a predicted model, not a curated record. The coding region runs from base 1 to 192 and encodes 63 amino acids.
AUGAACGGUGAAUACGCAACCAAGCCACCAACUUAUGAAUGGGACAUAGGAGUGGGUUUAAAUUCAUUAAAGCAAAAUGUUGUCGAUUUUAUUUUGUUUUGCGGAUUUACUGUGAGUAUUUUUGGUUCGUUUUAUUUUUUUUAUUGGUUGAAAACUCGUGAAAUGAGAAAUAUGUGCAGCAAAAAUUAUUAG